CGGACAGUCGGUGUCGCGCCAGGCCCCCGUUUGCGGCUAGCCAAGCAAGCAGCAAGCAGUCGCAAUCCCGUCGCCUAACCAGCAUUGCUCGCCUUAUCUUUUCACCCUCUUACAAAAUCGCAUCGAGGCUUCCGUCAGCUGCAUAUAUUUGCCCCGUUCCAUCAGCCGGUCCCUCCGACGUCGUCUAUCGUCGUUCACCGUCGCCAUUGCCGCCGCCACCGCCGCCGUCGCCGCUGCUGCCUACUGCCGCCGUCAUCGUCGCACACGCAGUACGUCGUCGUUAUUGCCCUCGCAAUAGUCGUCCAGUCGCGCGUGGUUCAUAUAGCAGCGGCUUUGUAGAAAGGAUAAAUAAUACGCGAGCGAAUAUACGAGUAUAACCAGGGACCUUGUGAAUCGAGUAAGCUGAUUAUGAGUUUGAACGGUGUUGAGCAGCUCAGCAUGCAUCCGGGCCAACGUUGUUAAAAGUGAAAACAAGUUUUACCGUGGUUUUGUGUCGCGAUCCCGCUGAUUGACCGGAACAGUACAGUGAGAGUACAAGAAUUUCUGCCAUUUCUCGUUGCUCAGUGAGAAAGAGAGCAAGUGCACCGUUUCAAUAUUCGAGCUCGUAUGUCACACGUUAAAAGAGCAAAUCGUGUCAUCGACGGAAUAAGUGCUGACAAAUAAGAUAUAUAUAUUAUAUUUGCUUGGUGUGUUAUUCGUUACAACAGUGAGAGAAGUUUCAAGUUUUGAAGAAGCAACGAAGGAAGGCUCACCGACCGCCUAACCUGUCACGGUGACCGACAUCACGGCGAGAUCGCGGCUGAUACCUCCGCGUGUUCCGGCGCAAGAACAGCAGAAACCGGAGGUGGACCGCGGGAGGAGCAAGGAGAGCGCUUCGAAUAAAUGACGUGAAUCGAAGGAAACGGAAACGCAACGUCGCUCGCUAACUCGCAAUCCCCCUUCCCUCCCUCGCCAACACCUUCCCCAAUCACUCAUUCUGACCUUUCCCUUCCCUUUAGCCACGAUUCACGACCCUUCGCAACCUGACCUCUGCCCUUGUCUUUCACCUGCUUCGUCGCGAACCGCCUUCUAGCGCUUACUGUAUCUCUUUAUCUAUCUUCUUUCUAAUCAACCAAUUUUCAUCCCUUAGAAAUUCACUCCCCCUUUCAACAUCCUUCCUCCUUUGGAUUCGAGUUUGUUGAUAUAUAUAUAUAUACACACUUAUACACACACACGUACACGCAACGAUCAGCAGAUAAAAAAAAAAAAGAUAAUUAAGAAAACAUACGUACAAUAAGGCUGGUGGUCGACGUACAGCUUUCUCAAGCUUUGCCUUCCUCCCUGCGAAAAAAAGUACACGCUCUUCGGUUUAAAGCUAAAGCUCGACUUCCAUCGCGCGAAGAUUACAGACGGAAGAUUGGAAGAGUUGUCCUGAAGAAAAGCAGCUCGAAAUCGAACAAACCUAAAGCCUAAUCGUUGUCGGUAAAAGAGAAAGAAAAAAAAAAAGCGAAACAAGUAGAGUACUUUGGGGUUUGUUCACACUUUCUUCCAACGGUGAGAAUCUCCUUCGCCUCCUGCCGCUUCUUUACUCUCUGCAAUCCUGUUCGACCCGACACCAUCGAUCCACCGUGAAAGAAACGAAAAAAAAAAGAUAUAUAUAUAUAUAUAUAAAAAGAAGCUCUCUCUCUUUAUCUCUCUCUCUCAUUCUCUCUCUCUCUCUCUUUCUCUCCGUGUGUUGUUGUUGUUGUUGUUUGUUGAGAAAAUAAUUUGAAAACGGCUCAGCUGGCCCGGUGUAUGCAGUUGACGAAGAGCAAUCAGAGGAAAGAAAAGAACGGUGACGAGUUUCUAAGUAGUUCGUAUAGAUUCAGUUCUUUUUCGUUCGAUUCGGUUUGACUUGAAUCGCGAGCAUUUCUCCAUACGGUGUUCCGAUAAUUCUAACGCGACAACGAAUAGUUAGGGAGAUCCCGACGUUUAGUUUUUUCCCCGCGAAUAUAUCGCCGCGCGUGUUUUUUUCCAUCACGUCCACAAGGAAGAUAGAAGACCUCCGACAGCUUUGCCAAAAGGGACGCGUUCAUGGAACAAUAAAGAGAUUUUUGAGAAAGUGAACGCGAACGAAAGGAGGCAAGGCAUUGCACGGAGACGCAGAUCAGUGGACGAAGAGGAUAAAUUAAAGUCGGUAUAGAAAGCCGGAUUUUGUGUAGCCCUAGUAAGGAGGAGUUCCCCCGUUGGUCUUCCAGGAGUUGGAAGUAUGGCAAUGGUCAACAUGAAUAACCUACUGAACGGCAAGGACUCCCGAUGGCUGCAGCUUGAGGUUUGCAGGGAGUUCCAACGCAACAAGUGUACUAGGCCUGACACGGAGUGCAAGUUCGCCCAUCCGCCAGCUAACGUCGAGGUGCAGAAUGGACGGGUCACUGCUUGCUACGACAGUAUUAAGGGUCGAUGUAAUCGGGAUAAACCACCCUGCAAAUAUUUCCAUCCACCGCAACAUCUGAAGGACCAGCUUUUGAUAAACGGGCGCAAUCAUUUGGCGUUAAAGAAUGCGCUAAUGCAACAAAUGGGUCUGACACCGGCCCAGCCACUCGUACCUGGCCAGGUACCAACAGUGGAGGCACCGGCACCUCCGGCACCACACCAUCACCUUCAACAGCAAAUCCAGCAGCAACUUCUCGCUACCCACGCCUUUAUGGCGACGAAUCCGUACCUGACCGGUAUGCCGCAGGUUGGCAACACCUACAGCCCGUAUUUCGCCCCCAGCCCCAUCAUGCCGGCGAUAAUGGGACCGGCUGAUCCCACAGGAGUAGGAAGCCCCCUUGGCGUGGUGCCGCAAGCGGUGGCGAUGCCGCAGAAGAUGCCGCGUACUGACCGCCUCGAGGUAUGUCGCGAGUUUCAACGCGGGGCGUGCAAACGCGGCGAGACGGAGUGCCGGUUUGCGCACCCCCUCGAGACGGUGCAGGCGAACGAGGACGGCUCUGUGACGGUCUGCAUGGACGCUGUCAAGGGCCGAUGCAAUCGGGACCCCUGCCGCUAUUUCCACCCCCCUCUGCACCUUCAAGCCCACAUUAAGGCCGCACAAUCUCGGGCUAGCAUUGCGACGGCGACUAUGCCAACGAACGUGGCGGGAAUGGGCGCGUUGGCUAGCGGAGUGUCAGGAGUGCCGGCAACUGCGGUUCCCGGAGGACUUCAGAGUGCCAGUAUGGCGAGCAUCGAACUCGGCAAGAAGCGGAUGCGCGACUCCAAUGAUGAUCUGCUAAUGAUGGACAUGAAGUCUGUCGGAUCGUUCUACUACGAGAACUUUGCCUUCCCAGGAAUGGUUCCGUAUAAACGACCGGCGUGCGACAAGUCCGGCAUGCCGGUCUAUCAGCCAACCGGCGCGACGACCUAUCAACAGUUAAUGCAGCUGCAGCAGCCGUUCGUGCCUGUGUCAUGUGAGUACACUGGAACACCACCCCUACCCACCCAAACCUCUAACCAAUCGGUCGUGCAACCCUCGAACGUGCAAAGCAACCACCACGCGGUGGUGGUUCAGUCCUCCUCCUCCUCUCAGGGAACCGGCGGUGCGACAGUGAAUAACUGCGCCGACGCCAACAAUGGCGUGCUGAUGGAUCCCUGCAACAACCCGCCGCCACCACCUCCGACUGGCGAAAGUAACAGUAACAAUAAUAACGGCUCUAACAAGCAGUCGAAUGCAACUCAGAAUCACGAAGCCGAAAAUACGCAUAAUUCCCCCGAAUUGAAUCACUCGAGUCCUUCGACGAUCUCGCAGCAACAGCAGCAUCAACAGCAACAGGCUCAACAGCAACAGCAGCAGGCCCAACAGCAGGCCCAACAACAGGCCCAACAACAGGCCCAUCAACAGGCUCACCAACAGGCCCAACAGCAGGCCCAGCAGCAGCACCAGCAACAGUUACAACAGCAGCAACAGCAACAUCAGCAAUCGAUAGCUAAUCAAUUGGCAUUGUCAGGUGCUAGCGUGCAGUCCGCAAUGAGCCCGUUAACUUCGGUCGCAGGUAUGACCUCGAUGCCAGGUGUAGUAAAUAUGGCCUCGAUGGCCUCGAUGGCUUCCAUGGCCUCCAUGACGAACCAUCCAUCGAUCACCAACAUGGCAUCGAUGUCGAACUAUAACGCUUCGAACAUGGCUAGCUUGAACAUGCUGAACAGCCUGGGCAUGGCGUCUGGUCUGCCUGCUCACCUAGACCCAGCCGCCCUUGCUAAAGAGAUGGCCCAGAAGAACUACGCGAAGGCCAUCAAACUGUCUCAGGCGUCCCAGUCGUACGGUAUCAAUCAGCUAACAGCUUUGAAUUACACAGGUGUUGCUCUGAACAAGCAGGCCCUGGUGAAUCCUGCCGGGGCAGGUAACCCGGCGGUGGCUGGAUUACAAGCAACGGCAACUACCCCCAGACAGGUGAUCCCGAACCUGGCCGGUAUUCCUGGCGCAUUGACGUCACCGUUGUCCGCUGGAAUCUUGGCAUACUCCCGGCCACCGGCCGGCACCCCGAUUAAUCCUUAUUCCCUGAUGAGACAAAACAUCCUGCCGAAUCCUUACGCCUCGAUACCGACCGUUCCUGGCGCUGCCGCUGCCGCAGCGGCCGCAGCUGCCGUACAGGGCAGCCCUUACGUACAGAACCCAUACACGGUGCUGCCAGGUGUUGCCAGUGUUCCCGGUGGAGUCGCCACCGCCGGGGUACCGGGUGUCCCACAGAUACCGCAGAUUCCUAACGCGGCCACGAUCGCCGCGCAACCUCAGGUCGCCAUUCCGGUCAGUUCUGGGGUGAUCAUGCAACCGUAUAAAAAAAUGAAAACCUCGUAAACGAAACAUUGCCCUGUUGAUGGGGGGAGGCUCGCCAAAGGCACCCCUCCCAUCAUCGAGAGCGUUCUGGUUCCUUCUUCUGGCUGUUCUACGUUCUCUCUUUCGAUUCGUGAACGUUGCGCGUCGUUCUUUUCCUGCCCCCCCCCCGUCGCUUGUUCAGCGAUACGUUCCGACGCUUCGAUGUGUUACUUUCUUCGAUUACUUCAUCGAAUUUCUUUCGCCGAGAAGUAGCGUUUUAAUGAUGCUAGGAAUUGUUCGCGAUGAACGAGACGGGCGCCGCGUUCCUGUCCACGAAAGAGGAAGUGUCUAGUGAACGGGAUUUGAGAAACGAAAGAUUGAAAUUAAAAAAGAAAAAGAGGGGGGAGAUUAACAAGCAGGCAUACAAGCAUACAAGAGUUUCGAAAAUAGAUUCGUUUUCUAGUCAGACAUUGUCGGUGAACAGUGCCUUAUUGAACCCGAUUCCACUUGGAGCGUUUCGAACCUAAUCUAACGAAGGAUGUAUAACUACCCAGAAACCAUUGAAUUUUCCUCGUUUUAUCCUUUCGUUGCGACAAUAAUUCGAUCGAGCAUACACUCUCGAUUUGAUGUGCCCUUCUUUCUGUUAUAUCAACAGACGAAUAUUCGUUUCGCGCUGCACAAACGAUCGGGAAUUACAUUUCGAUCGCUGUUAUUUUCUUUUCUUCAACUAAUUUUCCUCUACCACGUUUUUCUUUCCUUAGGUUGUAGAAAAUUUUAUCUCGUCACCGCCGGUUGACGAUAAUCAUUUUAAGUUUGUUGAAAUUUCUAUCGCAAUCCCGCGACCGUGUUUUACCUUUGUUUCGGAUGUUUAUUCUGAUUGUUAUAAUGUCGUCGAGAAACGAAAAGAAGAAAUCGUUCCUUCCGAAAGUUUUGUCGGCCUGUUUAUUGAAAUUUCUUCGUUUGUUCCCUGUGUUAAGAUGGACGGAAACGAUUCUCGGCCUAAGUCACGUACUUGCCUACUAAUCAUAGAGUUUCUAUUGUCUUGGUCAGUCGUUUAAGUCCAUUCUUAGUCGGUAUCUUGUUGUAUAAAUAUAGAAGUUAUACGGUACAGUGCGCGCACACAUAGUCCAUUUUAUUUUAUUCGCUUAUUGUUCGUUUAUCGUUUUCUUUUUUCUUUUGUUAGAUUUUAAUUUUUAUCAUUUAACGUAGGCUACUCUUAAAGAGACACCGAUGGAAGGGGUCAGAGAAAGAUAGAAGGUUUAAUACUUUUUACGAGAUUGACACUUUUUAAAUGUGUUUUAUAUCGUCCGGAGGCUUCUCUUCUCGUUUUGACAUCACGCACACACACGCGGUGUCGUUAAUUUUUAAUCCGAUAACGUUUUUCGAUCUCUGCCCUUUCCUCCUUAGUUUUAGAGACUAGCUAAACUGUAACGUAUGUUUCCUAUGAACACCUUGCACAUCGAUGAUGAUGUUAAAAAAAAAAGUGAAGAUAAACGUCAUCGUUUGUUCGGCCUCUUAAUUCGUACAAUGAACGGUACACGCAUAAAUUGUAGUGUAGGGGCUAUAGCCUCCUAGUACUAUGUAUGUAUACAUAGAUAUACACGGUACAGGGUGUUUCAAAAGCAGUGCAACCUGAAAAACGAGUAAAAAUUAUGGAAAUAUGACUUAUAUUGUAAAAUUAUUAAUUUUUCAUUAUAAUUAGGAUAUAAUUAGAAUAAUACGUACUUUUAACAAUUUUAUUUUAUUUUAUUUGAAAGUUUUUAAAACUCUAAAUAUAUGUAGUUAUAUAAUAUAUGUUUCAAUGUUGUUUUUUAACUAGUUUUCAAUUUAUAAUUAAGAAAAUUAAUUUGAAAGAUUCGUUCUAUAAUUUGGACUUGCAUCUUGGAUAUAGAAUCAGCCCCUUUUGCCACGCCCUGUACGUAACCACAUACGUACACACGAAUAUAUACAUACAUACACGUACGAGAACCUCCAUAAACAUUUAUAUAUAUAUAUAUAUAUAUUUAUUUAUCUAUAAUAUGUAAUAGCGUGUGAAAGAUAGAGGUAUCCUAUAAUUGUCCUACAAGGAUUCAAUUCGGGGGAGUUUAUUGCACAUGCAGUGAACCUUGUCAAUUGCGAUACAUGAGCUUACGCAUUUAACCGGAAAAAAAGAGAAAUGAAACGGAACGAGAACAGACGAUAAAAGAAAGAGAAAAAAAAAAUAAUAAAAUAAUGCAUUUUAAAACAAGAUCAGAGAGGAGAGAGGAAGAUGGAAGACGGAGAAACGUUCCCCUCCAAAAAAUGAAAACGAAUACCAGAACGAAAAGAGUUCACUAAUUAAACGGCAUACAAUCGCACAAUAAACCUUCAAGAUAAUACACAGGCAUACAUAAAGAUAUAUAUACACAUAUGCGUCUUAAAGUAACGAAUAUUUGUGUACUACGAAGCGAGCGAGACGGAAGAUAUGUCCCCGGGAGCGAUAAAUGUACGAAGCUGUAAGAUAAGAAAAAAGUUAGGAAUAAUCUUUACGUUCUGCGUAACCGUACACGUGUGUGCCAGUGAUUUGAAUAAUAGUAGCUAACAAUGAAGAAGAAUAACACGUGUACACGUAUAUUAUAUUUAAAUGUAUUAUAACUACUAUACAUACCUAUAUACAUAUAUAUAUAAAUAUAUUUACACAUGUGUUGAUGUGUGUGUGCUUGUCGCUUGAAUACGCGUAUGUGUACAGUACCGAGCAUAGUACACUUCCCUAAAGAAACUGGCAAUAUAGAAGGCUCCAUCACUCGCCAUAUAAAUUUGGAACAAAAUUAAUAUAAUUUAUAAUCAUUCAAAUUUAAUAUAUUAAAUAUAAUUUUCUCCAUUAACGUGCGAGUAAUAAAGCCUCCUAUGGUGCUAUUUUUUUUUUUUUUUUAAGUUACUUUGUUCGACACUGUACACCCACGCAUUAUCGUUCACUGGUACGUACAGUGAUGAGAAAGAACACCAUAGAAACUUAGGAAAGAUUUAUCAGAGGCAAAGGCGAGAUUGAAAGGCAGCCUCCUCAUCCGAAUCGCGAAACACACACAUAAUCACACACGGCACAGCUGGGUGGUGUCCGGACACGCACAAAACGUCGAGCACGUGGUUUCCUUAUUUUUUAACGUUGUUCACGGGAAAUACCGUCUUCCAUAGCGACAGAAUUUGCAUAGACAUUUACGGAGCGAUUGCCUUUUAAUCUCGUACUGAAGAUAGAGGUUCCUCGGUAGGGUAAAUUGUCGCAUUCAUACACACAUACACACACGUUUUAACAUAUACGGUUGGUAAAUUACUUCGAAUGGCCUCCUGGAGUACAACAGACACACACAUGUUAUAAGCGUUUCUGAGGAGCCACACAUACAUACACCGAACUGACGAAUUCAUCAUUCCUCGGUUCCAUUGUUCACACAUGUACGUACACUAUCGAGAGGGUGGCUGGUUUUUUCUCUUAGAUUCCCAUCGGAACCCUGGAACUGCAUCUUCAUUUUCGUUGGGAAAUUUUCUCCUCUUCUAGGAACGUUCAUCUGAACGCCUUCGAGUCCAGGUUUGUUAACCAAAAUUAGGUGAAUCCUUAAAUGAAAUCAUUAAGAACUAGCACUUCUUCGAGAUCGUCGGUCCGAGUAGGUUUACUCGAUCGGGCUCGAACGUGAAAAUUCCACCAAAAGAACAUGCAGUCCUGCGUUUUCCGUACGGCAUCGAUCGAAAAACAGCGGAAGUGCCUUCCCCCCGCACUCGUACACCGUUGUACACGAAACGAUCCACGUGUACCAUAGUACACGAUGGAGUAACACGAGAGAGAGAGAGAAAGAAAGAGAGAGAGAUACGUUAAGAGAGCACCUACGUUUAAUAUGCCUACAUGAUAAUUAUAUUUAUAUUUAAAAUACGAUGAAAAAUGAAAGAUAAACGUAAAUCGUACGUAUUAUUAGUGUUGUGUACGGAUGUCGUGCAACCUCGCGUGUUGGCCUAAAACAUUACAGAACUGUUCUCUUCUUCUUCUUCUUUUUUCUUUUUUUUUUUAAAGAAAAAUUACAAACCUGUAGGACACGUUUAUCAUUUUCCAUACCGAUGAUAAAAUUCGCAUCGUACACGCGUGUUGCACGGUGUCUAUGGUAUUGGGUACCCGCGAGACGAUGAGAUUCACCCUGAAAGAAAUAGAACACGUCGUCCAUUUUCCAAUAUUCGAAGAAGAUAAAAAAUAAUGAACGAAUUAAACAGUACCGAUAUAGUUAGUGAUACAUACAUUACAUUACAUUGCAUAAAUAUAUAUAUAUUAUUAUUAUUAUUAUUGAAUAUAUAUAUAUAUAUAUAUUUAUAUGAAAUUAAUAAUUAGCCGUGUGUAGUCUGCGCUGUCGACUUAAAAAGAGAGAAAGAAAAGAGACGCUGUUUUAGUAACUGAGAGAACGAAUGAAAUGGAACGAUGAUGCAAAUGAGUCUUCGAGGUCCCGAAUGCGUUUUUUUGCGCGUGCACGCUCACGGGGUUUGUCAAGGAGUCAGCCAGUAUUUGUAAUAAUAAUGCUUGAGAAAUGCAUGAAUAUUUGUUUUAUUAAUGCUUCUUAUUUCAUCUCUUUCUAUUGAAAUGAAAACUUCCCAAACGAACUUGCUAAUCCUUUGUAAUAUAUAUGAUAUAGCGAUAUAUAUAUAUUCAAACAGAGUAAUAUAUAUAAUAUAUACACGUGAUUGUAUAUACAUAUAUAUAUUACGCAAAUUAUUGCUCACAAUUUUUAGCCUCGCUUCCUGCUUCCCUUGUUUUUAAUAUCCUUUCGACAAUCUGUUCGACUUGGUGCUUGUAUCGUAACUUUUUUAAAAAUAUUUAUCUAUGUUUUUUAUUAAUAUUUUUCUUUUCUUUUCAGUCAUUGAAUCGAAAUAAUUGUCAACAACGAUGAUGUUAUAAUUUUCAUUUUCUUUCUUUUUUUUUUUUUUUAGCAAUUUUCGUGAACCCGUUACUUUGAUUUUGUACAAUUAUUUUUGUUACAUUUUGUUGGAAAUAAGACGCGCACCUAGCCGACGCCAAGCACACGGUCAUUUCUAAAACCUUGUAGAUGUUAGCCGCUUUUUUAUUACGACGAACGCCAUAAGAACGAGCGUACGACUCGCUAUCUGUUUUCUUCUAUUUUCUAUUCUACCUCUUUCUCGUGUCUUUUGACCGUAAGAUUAUGUAUUAUACAGGAUAUCCCAUUUGUCGCUUCAUCGUUUUGAAUGUUUUUCCAGGUUUCAAGGAUUUCAUUGAACGUUUCUUGUGAAAUUUCUUUUCCAACGACUGAUCAUUGAAGUAUUUUUCCUUCUUUUCUUUUCUUUUCUUUUUUUUUUUUCGUUAAGGAUAUCGUUUCGUUAGGAACGUUUGUUUGAAAUGUAUAAAGGGGAUACGUUUAAAACGAUGAAGUCGAGUGGAGUGGACUGUAUAUGUAUUUUCAACAUUUUUCGUCUCUACCACAGCUUCUCCUGCGCUUUAGUUGCGAAAUUCGGAGGCACGGAGUGAUAUUUAGGUAUUAUUAACUGUAUAUCUCGUCGUGUCAAUAUCCAUCAUUCCUCGUCCAAUGAUUUUACCAACAAUCGCCACAUUAGACAUCCCAUCUCCUCUCUUACGUCUUUACUAAUAAUUUCUGCGAAGAAGGUCGAUGAUAUUGUACAUUUAACAAAUGUUUUUGUCCAGCAAGUAGAUCAAUGUUUCUUAAUCAAUUAUGAAAAUUUCAGUUUCCAUAUUUUGGCUCAGUAAUAAGUUCCGGCGAACUUGGUAAUUUCUAUAAUUUAACACGAGUUCGGUUAUUCUGUUGUUAAAUUAGAAUGAUCAAAGUUUAAUACAAUCCAAGUAAACCAUUUAACUUAAAGCGAUUAGAGUUUAGUGGAAUAUUCAGCGAUGGUAAUUAUAUUAGUAACACGGUUGUAUUAACCCUCGACCAUCGGAAUCUGGGUCAAUCGCAACCCUGACUUACAAAACAUAUACUAGAAUAUUAUCAUUUUUAAACGAAAAAGUUUCAUAGAAAAUUAAAUUAAAAUUGAGGCUCUCUCCAUGGUCCGCCGUUCGAGGGUUAAGAAAACGCAAGUUUCCAUCAGCCAAAUAUAAUUUUGUAGUUCGAUAUCGAAAGUGUACAUGUGCCAAAUAAUGAAAAUUGACCUUCUUCGAACCAAGCCUCGGUUCCUCGACUCGUUGAACAUCCAUGAAAAUAAAAAUCAGAUCAAAAGAAUUCUUCCAUCGAAAAAAUGAAUUCGAAGGAUGUUCAAUGGGUCGGGUAGCUGUUAUACCCAGCGUUCAGUCAGCUUCUUAUUCAGCUUCGAUUAUGUAUUAUUUCGCCAGCUAUAUCGCCUGCGUAAAAGAGUCGCGCGUUUACGUAUUUGAAUUGUUUUGUAAUUGCUUGGCACACGAAGAUAGGCCUUUGCAAACACGAGUCGUGUCUCGGUGUCUAAAAAGGCUAGCCAAAGGAAAGUGUCACCGAAACAGAGCCUGUACAUGCAUAUUAUAGUACAUAUUUAUAUGUAUCUAUCUAUAUAUUUAUACAUAUAUAUAUAUUACCUCUAUAUAUAUAAAAAAGAAAAGAAUAAUCCACGCUUUUGAUCGCAUCAAAUCUUCACACGUACUAUUUAUAUAUAUAUAUAUAAUACUGCGCCGAGGCCUCCUCACCUGUUUCGAUCGCUUUACAAAAAAAUUGCCUUGCGAUUCAAAGGCGAGAAGAGUGCUACGCAGAGAGAUAAAAAA
This is a messenger RNA of Osmia lignaria (orchard mason bee), 11429 nucleotides long. RefSeq names its product protein muscleblind. Gene Ontology annotation, cellular component: cytoplasm; nucleoplasm; mediator complex. Gene Ontology annotation, molecular function: transcription coactivator activity; RNA binding; metal ion binding. The record is from RefSeq and is a predicted model, not a curated record. Gene Ontology annotation, biological process: regulation of RNA splicing; positive regulation of transcription by RNA polymerase II. Lineage: Eukaryota; Metazoa; Arthropoda; Insecta; Hymenoptera; Megachilidae.